Messenger RNA from Beta vulgaris subsp. vulgaris (sugar beet), 1564 nucleotides. Its product is annotated as 50S ribosomal protein L16, chloroplastic. Gene Ontology annotation, biological process: mitochondrial translation. Lineage: Eukaryota; Viridiplantae; Streptophyta; Magnoliopsida; Caryophyllales; Amaranthaceae. Gene Ontology annotation, cellular component: mitochondrial large ribosomal subunit; ribosome. Gene Ontology annotation, molecular function: structural constituent of ribosome; rRNA binding. Bases 312 to 1037 code for a protein of 241 amino acids. The record is from RefSeq and is a predicted model, not a curated record. The transcript has 3 exons.
UCUUUCUUUUUCUUGAGGGAAGGGAUUAAAAACAAUAGAAGUAGAAAGAAGAAAAAAAGGGAAAACAAAAGAAGAUGAAGAAACAAAGAAAAGAAUAAGUUUGUAACCCUAACUCUCCAAAUUCCAAUCUGUGCGAUUACAAGGAAUUCCAUCUCUUUCUACCGAUUAAAGAUUUCAGAUCUCAUUCCAGUUUUGUAUUCUAUCUAGAAAGUUUGAUUUCGAAUUUCGUAUUUGCAGCAUCAAUUCAAGUUACUUCUCGAGGAAAGAAAUUGGCGAUUCCAAAAAUUUUAAGUGGGAGCUACAAGUUUCUGAUGGCUACAAGAGUGCUCUCACACAUCAGAAAUAGUCGCCUCAUCAAUACACUGAGGCAGGCUAGCCUUUCAUCUUGUAGCUCAAAUCCUGUUAAGAAUGCCCAGCUAUCUCCUACUUCUAUGGGUUCUUACAUCUCAGGAUGGACUAUGACACCUUCUUUGAGAAAAACCAGUGAUAUCUCUCCUGCAAUGGGGUUUCCUUGGAGAAAUUUGGGUUGCAGUCCAGGAUUAGGAUCAGUUACUGCAAAACCACGCUCUGGUUUCUCUUUGAGCGUUCCUAGGCUGUCAAUAUCUGUACGCUAUAAUUCGACAUCAGGGGUAUAUGCAAAUGUCAGGAAGAGGUUUAGUAAACAACGCAGAAGUAGAGGAGAAAUGAAGGGAGUGUCAGAUAAUGUGCUUUCUUUUGGUAAGUUUGCUCUUCAGGCACUUGAACCAGCUUGGAUCACAUCGAGACAAAUUACUGCCGGUCAGCUAGCAAUCAAAAGGAACAUGCGUGGUGGAAAACUUUUCAUGCGCAUAUUUCCACACAAACCGAUUACACUAAGACCUGCAGAAACGCGUAUGGGUCGAGGGAAAGGAAACAUAUCUCAUUGGGUGGCUGGUGUUAGAGCUGGAAGGAUAAUUUAUGAAAUAAAUGGGGUACCAGAAAGCGUGGCACGCAAGGCAAUCACAGUUGCAGCAUCUAAAUUUCCUCUCAGGACCAAGUUCGUCAAAUCUGCAGCAUAAAAACAAUUGAUUGGCGAACUUUAGGAUGCAACUGAAGGAGAGGGCGGAACUCAGUUUACAAUCAUCAUUGAUAUAGUUUAUACCAAAUUUAAAGAAUGUUUGGUGAGAAGGAAAACAUUUGCGAGAAGGAGGCGUUCUUAGUUUCCUAAGUUUGGUUCGUAAAGGAUGGAAAAUAGUUUCCCAAGAGCGGAAGAUGAAUUUUCUCGUAAUAAUUCGUUUUUUGAGGAAGGAAUGUCAUCUCUCUCUCCUCCCAUCUAUGUGAUUUGGUUGUACAAAUUCAGUCUCUGUCAAGUAAUGUGAAACUAGAUUUAAGGUGUUUAAGAUUGUUUGAAUUCUGCAAGUGUUCUGCUUCUGCAUACCUUGCCCUUGCAUGGUUUAGUGUAGAGCUUGGCUUAUUAUAGCUCAUAAGGCAAAUAACCUCGGGUUACAAACUUACAAUUGCACAAAUGACAUGCUAUGCUUUGCUAUGCUAUGCUUUGGAUAAGAGCAUGAUUAUAUGAAGGACUAUAAGGCCUAUUUUGUUCUUA